This is a messenger RNA of Cladophialophora immunda, 2920 nucleotides long. RefSeq lists its product as uncharacterized. Gene Ontology annotation, biological process: intracellular transport. The record is from RefSeq and is a predicted model, not a curated record. The coding region runs from base 550 to 2304 and encodes 584 amino acids. The transcript is spliced from 3 exons. Gene Ontology annotation, cellular component: nuclear pore; cytoplasm. Gene Ontology annotation, molecular function: GTPase activator activity. NCBI's taxonomy places the organism in Eukaryota, Fungi, Ascomycota, Eurotiomycetes, Chaetothyriales, Herpotrichiellaceae.
GCCGCUUCAAUCAUAUCGUGCCAGUAUCUUUGUGCCGACAGCGCAUCCCUUUGACUGCGUAUCCAUCUCUGAUUUCCGGCGCCUACUUCUGUGUCGCUUCCAAAUAAUACGUUGCACAUCCCACCGCACUGCGGCAGCCCCAAAUCGUUGCUGGAGACAGUACAAAAAGCGCCAUCGGUUACCUGAUCACGAUCACCACCAAGCCACUGAGGACAACCACCGUACCCGCACCGCCCCUCGAGCCUCCAAGCACCCGAGGCGCAAGCAGCCUCUUUGCCUUCCGUUUGUACUCGAGGCAAGUCCCUGGGGUAUUUUGAGGAGACCUGGGCUGGUUCCAUGAGGGGGUUUGUGGCCUGAUCGACCUGGGGAUUGAGAACUCAUCACACAUUCAUCUGUACCAAUCUCGACGUGUCCAGUGACCGGCGGGAAAGUGUCUACAACGAAGGAGGAUUCUAUCUGCGAGAUCCCGCUCCCUGGGAAACUGCCGCAGCGCCACACGAACUGCAGGAUUUCCCUCUCAACAAGAUCUGUUCACUCCGAUAACCCACGAUGUCCGCGAGCGACCCAGCAGAAAAUCUGCCGCCACCGCAGCAUGAAUCGACAGAAGACACAGUCAUACAAGAUCUGCCGCCUCAAGAUGGGAGUUCAGACGGCGAGGGAGGCGAACGCACCGCACGGGAGAAAUUGAAGAAAACAUCUAUCGCAGGACUCUCACAAUACUCCAAGGCAAAGCCUGGAGUGGUUGGAGACCGCCCUGUGGGCGACGCUACCACCGUCGAGGCCUCUCCUGAAUCACAAAGCGAAAAUGGACAAGCACGAGGCCGCCCUUCCAAGAAACGAUCAUUUGAAGACCUGCAAGCCGAAGAGUCUGGCCCUGGCGUCGAGAACGGGGGGCCUCCGCUGCCGAAAAAGGCAAGCCAGCACAAGAGAAUGAGAUCUCGUGAAAUUUCGGGGAACGACGAGGAGAUACAGACUUUUGACAAACACGAGGACAUGGCGAGUCCGGUCCAAGAAGAGAGUGACGCAGAAGCACAACAGUCUCCAGGCGGGCCUGGGAUCCUAGUUUCGGCGCCCUCGAAGGAGGAGAUGGAGACAGGUGCUAGUGCGCAAGACUUGGGAGGUCUCACGGCAGAGGACGAACGACCUAAUGUUGCUCCUGGCUUGGACAAGAAGCCAGCAGCUGAAGCAAUCCCAGUCCAAACCAUUCCGUCGGCCGAACAAGCAGCCAAAUCGCUGAUCCCGACAUCGUCAGGAUUCGCCAACACGUCAACAGCAUCUCCAUUCAGCAGUUUUAAACCACCCAAAUCACCGGAGAAAGCGUCGGAGUCGAUUUUGUCUCCUGGUAGCGGGACGUCAAGUUCCGCCUUUGCUUCCUCCGGUUUAGCAGCAUUCGCAGCAUCCGAAAAGUCACCCUUUGGAGCCGUAGGCGCGACCGCCAAACCUGGUGGUGGGUUUGGUGGGGGCGGAGGAGCAAGCGGGUUCGCGUCGACUUCUGGCGGAUUCGGGGGUGCAUCACCAUUUGCAAGUAAGCCCAUGUCAGGCUUCGGCUCAGCGGGCGGAUUUGGCUCUACUGGUGGAUUUGGAGGUGGGAGCGGGUUUGGAAGUGCUGCAAAGCCACUCGGCAUGGGGGUCUCACCAUUUGCUACUCCCGCAGGAGCGGCGGGCACGUUUGGCAAAUCUAAGCCGUUCGGAGCAAAAUCAAAUGAAGAGGAGGAAGAAAGCGAAGACGGAGGCGAGCACGACGAGGCACAGCAGGCGGAGGAAGAAGCCGAACAGGAUCCGAGAUUCCGCGAGCAAGAGCUUAAUACAGGAGAAGAGGAUGAAAGAACCAUCUUCAGCUGCCGGGCGAAGCUUUACCACUUCGACAGGGAGUGGAAAGAAAGCGGUUUGGGUGAUUUCAAGAUCAACAUGCGAUUCGAAGCAAGGUCAACUGUCCAAAGCCCUGCCACAGACGGCAAGAAUGAUGGAAGCAGAGAGGGCAAGGCUGAAGACGAUUCUGGGGAAACAAAUGAAGAAGACAUUGAAGCUGCCCUUGAAGGCGGCGAACGUGAGUCGUCUGUGACUCUCGAACGUAGAGGACGACUCAUCAUGCGCGCCAUGGGCACGCACCGCCUGCUCCUCAACACGCCGGUAUUUAAGGAGAUGAACGUCGGCACGCACGACGGCAAAGAACCGAGUGGGAAGACUAUGCAUCUCACUGGACUGGAGGGAGGGAAGCCGACGGGAUUCCAGAUAAAGGUUGGUAAAGAAGAGACCCUGAGAGAAAUCUACUACAAGAUCCGAGAACUGCAGGAAGAGCUGUGAUGAGAAGAGGCGGAAAGGCCGAAGGCACCUCCUCCCCCUCCCCCUUUCAGCAUCGCAGGUCUAAAACACUUUCAAAGUCAAGCCCGGUGAAUGGCGAAGCGCAGCAUUGCAGCAGCCCGGGGAGAAGAAGACCGCUCCCACCCUCCAUGAAGAACAAUUCGGCCCUCACAGCGUCGCUCGACCUUCCGGACAGCUACAUACCUACACACAUGUCUACGGGACGUUGGCGCGCUCGGUUCCCCAUCUCCACCGAAAAGGCCUAUUGGGAGUUUGGAAUGCCAAUUUUUUUGAUGAAGAGGGACCUAGGUUGCUUGACCGGAUAAGGAAGAUCCCCCGAAGACGCGUCCUGGUUUGGAGGAUGGCGGUAUUGGCUCUUUUUGUUUUGUUUUCCAGCGUCGGAAAGGAGAAAGACAGCCUCAGGCGAAGACGCAAGACGCAAGACGCCUUCCUCGAGACUCGAGUUGGGAAUGUUUUGUGCGAGGCCCCGUCAGCUACAGUUAGGAUAGGAUAAAUCAGCACCACCACCACGACUACCAAACAGCGCACCGCCCCUCCCCUCUCCCUCUCCAAAGAAUACACUCACGAGCACGAAGAGAGUUGAAUUUCAAUAUUUUGC